AUGGACUUGUUUGACCAAAUUAUUGAUGAGUGGGUGCCCAGGAAGAGGACCCCCCUGGAGAUCAGGCAGUAUGGGGAGCAAGAGGAGGAGAGCGAGGAGGCAGCCAUACGCUGUGCACGCUGCCAUUCUCUGCAGCACAAUGGGCGCGUUAAGAACGAGGAGGCCGAGGCCAUCCUGCCCAGCUUUGACUUUGGCAAGCAGGUGGGGCGUAAGAUCGCGCUGACCAAGUUCCGGAAGCAGAUGCUGGUGGUCGUGGUGGAUGCCGUGGACUUUGACGGCUCCCUCCCCACCACAACCCUCAAAACGAUCCUGGACUUCCAGCUGACGCGUGCCGACUCCAACCCCACCACCUCCCGCUUCUCCCCCGACUUCUCCUUCCUGCUGGUCAUCAACAAGGCCGACCUGCUGCCCGAGUCGCUGCACCGACACCACCUGGAGGCCUGGGCGCGGCAGCGCCUGGCCGCCGCGGGCCUCCCCCGCCCCUCCACCAUCGCCGUGGUUUCCUCCCUGCGCGGCUGGGGCGUCAAGGACCUGCUCAACCGCCUGCAGCGCGGUGUGGGCGGCCGCGGCGACGUCUGGGUGGUGGGCACCCAGAACGCGGGCAAAAGCUCGCUGAUCAACGCCAUGCGCGGCGCGGCGGGGCUGGGGUCCCGCCGCGACGUCACCGCCACGCAUGUGCCGGGGACGACCCUGGGCGCCCUGGCUGUGCCGGGGCUCCUCCCCGCCGGCUGCAAGCUGGUCGACACGCCGGGCAUGGAUCAGGUACACUCCCUGGCCAAGUACCUGCCGGCCAAUGAGCUGAAGAUGCUGCAGCCGCGGAGGGCGCUGAAGGGGCGCACCUUCCGCAUCUCGCCCGGCAAGUCGGUGCUGCUGGGCGGCCUGGCCCGCAUCGACGUCGUGAGCCAGGAGAGAGGGGCCACCCUGUACUUGACCCCGUGGAUCAGCGACGAGGUGGCCUGCUACAUGGGCAAGACCGAGGGCGUGGCGGAGAGGCGCCAGAAGCACCUGGGCAAGCGGCUGUCCCCUCCCACGGCAAAGUCCGGUCCCACUUUCCCGGAGCUGGUCCCCACGACACUGCACCUGCAGGGGUCGGAGUGGAUCCGCAGCACCCGCGACGUCGCCAUCGCCGGCCUGGGUUGGGUGGGUGUCGGUGUGAGCGGCGCCGCCGAGCUCACCGUGUGGACCCCCCCCGGGGUCAAGGUGUCGGUGCGGGAGCCCCUGGCGCGCAGCCUGGCCAAGGACAUGGAGCGGCCGGGGCUGGGGGCCGCCCUGGGCGAAGCAAUGGUCGAGGAGAAGCGGGUGCCGCGCAGGACGCCGGCCGAGAAGGGGCCAAGGAAGGGGCAGACCAUGCCAGCUGCCAAGGAGCAAGGGGGUGCGGUCUAG
Molecule: messenger RNA, 1383 nt
Organism: Auxenochlorella protothecoides
Lineage: Eukaryota; Viridiplantae; Chlorophyta; Trebouxiophyceae; Chlorellales; Chlorellaceae
Exons: 6
Coding region: 1-1383 (460 amino acids)
Cellular component (GO): mitochondrion
Molecular function (GO): GTP binding
Source: RefSeq, a predicted model, not a curated record